Molecule: messenger RNA, 1068 nt
Organism: Aaosphaeria arxii CBS 175.79
Lineage: Eukaryota; Fungi; Ascomycota; Dothideomycetes; Pleosporales
Exons: 7
Coding region: 1-1068 (355 amino acids)
Source: RefSeq, a predicted model, not a curated record
AUGCCUGAGGUGAUGUUUGGAGGCAUUGUGGUCGACACGAGCCAGUUCGACUUCAACGAUCGCAGCUCAAAUGUAGGUGCAGUGCUGACGGCGAACGCUACCCUGAUCGCGCUCGUGGGCGCAUUCGUCACUGCGCGGAUUGCAGUGCGGGUUUUGAUGGUUCGAAAGAUGUUCUUAGAUGAUUUUCUGAUCAUCAUUGCGUCUGCGUUCACUAUUGCGCUUGCGGCUGUGUCAACUGGCCGUGGACUUGGGACGCAUAUAUUCCUGCUACCUCCGCAGCAUAUCUUUGAUUUGGUGAAAAGCUGCAUUCAGCUGCUCUAUGUAUGUCAAGUACUGUAUGCAUGCGCGAUCGCAUCCACAAAGAUCGCGAUCAUCGCAUCAUACCUUCGAUUCGUCCAAGACCGCAAAUUUCGCAUAUCGAUGCACGUAACUGCUGGACUCAUCAUCGGCCUGUGGCUCACUGGAAUCUUUGUUACAAUCUUUCAAUGCCGGCCGGUGUCUGGCGCAUGGGACUUUACUGAACCACGGCGAAGAUGCAUUGACUUUGUCAAUUACCUCUACGUCAGCUCUUCCAUCUCUGUUGUUACGGACAUCAUACUGUGCGCAAUGCCGUGUCCGUACCUCUGGAAACUCAAUAUGCCACUGAAACAGCGUAUUAUUCUAUGCGUGCUGUUUGGCGGUGGUGCAGGGGCCUGUAUCGCGGGGAUCCUAAGGAUCUCCAAAUUGCAUACAUUGCGCAGUAUGGAUGUGACGUAUCAGUGUGUGACGUGCCUAAAUUUAUCGAUCAUAGAAUGCAGUCUGGGUAUUAUCUGCGUCUCGAUACCUCCGCUGCGACCACUGGCAGUCAAGCUUUUCCCUGCAAUUUUAAGAACAGAUCGUUCGGCGUCAUCGAGGUCCCCAUUGCAAAGCCUCAAUUACCAGAGAAGGAAUAAUAACAACAAUAACAAUAAACAGCGAUCCGGAACGAGAUUGGACAACAUCACGAUCGAAGAGGAUUUUACGCUCGAAGAAUCCACCAUAAGCGUCUCAGAAAGGAAAGAAACGACAUCACUUUCGCAGAAAGUUUAA